Molecule: messenger RNA, 12704 nt
Organism: Cinara cedri
Lineage: Eukaryota; Metazoa; Arthropoda; Insecta; Hemiptera; Aphididae
Source: the annotation of a GenBank genome assembly
AAGGUUCUUUAUGUGUCGUACUUAGUGGUAAAAAAAAAAAAAAGCAUAAAUAAUAAAUGUUUAUGAAGUUUAGAAUAUCGGCGUUUUUUUCCGCGUCAAAAGUAAUGAAAUAUGCACACAACGCGCGUAUAGAUAAUAAAUAUCAAUAGAAUUAAAAAAAAAAAAAAUACCUUGUUAACAGCAAGCGAACAAAUAAAAACAUCAUUAUCAUUAACGUAGUUUGUACAGCUACGGCGGCAUGCUUAAGACCGUACAUAAUGUGAUAUUGUUCACAGUUAUUUUUUUUUUUUUUGACGGAGAGAAAAAGGGUCACGAAAUGGUCAGACUGCGGUCACGGCGGUGACGGUAGCGGCUGGAUUUAAUAUAAGUACACGCGCCAUACGGCCAUCGAUCCGCGCACGCUCUUUGGCAGUGCGGUCACAGCACGGAAUAUUGUAGGCUGCAGUCCGCGACUGGCGUACCUAUAAUAUACACACAAUGACGGAAGGGAAAAAAACUGCGUGCCGGGCAAUUGAUUUUUCCGGUUUUUCUGUGCUCUUUCGAUUCGUCUCGUCGCGUUGACCGGUACCCGUAUACCGCGUGCGUACCGUUAUUGCGCCGGAAAAUUCGACCGCGACGACUACGGUAUAGUACCUACCUACCUACCUAUACCGUUAUGGUGUGCGGCGGUGACCACGACGACGAUGACAUACACGACGGGUGUUCGGGGGAUAAUCUGCAAGUGCUCACGCGCGGUAAUACGGACCAGCCUUUCAAACCGUUGCUGCAGGCGAUUCAGAGCGGCGACUACGAACAGUUCGAGGCCGCCGCGCAAAAGUACGGCAAUGAGGCGCUGUGCUUUCGAGACGAAUGGGGCUAUACGCCGGCCCACUGGGCCGCGCUCUACGGGAACGCCGAGGCGCUCAAGUACUUAGUGGCCCGGGGCGUAACGGUAGACACGUCGUGCUACGGGAUCCAAGGUUCCAAGCCCGUGCACUGGGCGGCUCGCAAGGGGCACACGGCGGCCGUACAAGUACUGUUGCAGGUAACCGCAAUCACGCCGCGCCCCGGCCGACGUUAUGUUAUACUCAGUACCGUUCUCAGAAUAGUUUUACCGUAUAAAUGACAACGCGGGACACUGUAGUUCAAUUCCUAAUGGGUUGAGAUAUUUACGAUUUUCCGUGUUUUUUAAAUUUAAAGCGUAGCUUUGUAUGAUUUUUAUUUUGCAUUAUUUUUUUCUGGCUAUGAACAACAUUUCCACCACGAUAAACCAUUACUAACAAAAAAACGAUUCUGAGCGCAGUUCAGUUGAAAGUGAUGCUUUGUCAACAAUAUACAUUUCAUAUUAUGGUAAAAUAAUUAAAAAGGCAUUGUAAAUUUUCUUAAUAAUAUUUGUUUAAUAUGGCACACAUUUUCCCGGUUUUUCACAUUUGCUGGGAAAACUUUUAGGAAAAUCAAAAAAUGACUUCCCUAAAAUAUCUUCCCAGUCAAAUUUUCUUUUAGUAAAAAUGCUAUCAUUGUUAAUUAGAGCAAAAUUGCUGGUAGAUAAGUAGUAUACAAAAAUAAAAGGCCAUAAUAUAUUUUUUUACUAAUACUUACAGUUGGUACAUUUUUCAUUUUUCCGAAAUUUUAUUCCGGUUUUUCCCAGAUAUUAUGAAAACCGCUUGAAAAAUCAAAAAACCACACCUUUAAAUUAUCACGGAGGUAAAAUUUCCUUCAGAAAAUAAGGUACACUUGAUACAUCGGAGCAAGAUUUCUGGUAGAAAAGUUUGCACAACAAAUCGAAGGAUAUUUUUCUAUUGAAAUAGUCCAAGAAAGCGAUGGCUUGGGUCUCUAGGUACAUCCAAAUGCAUUUAUUAUUUUUUUGAUUAGGUAAAAUGGAAAAAAGACUCAAAAAAUUAAUUUUCAACAUGCUGGUUUGAACCCUGAACCCCUAGCAUGAUAAUAAGCAUAAAUAACUAUUAGAUCUUUAACAUAACAUAUAAUAUCUUCGUAAUACCAGAACGUCAAAAAGCUAUAAUUUCGAAACUUAGUCAGUCCGCUUAAUUCUAACUUCACCAUCGUUCUUAAAUAGGCAAUACACAUAUGUUAAAAAAAAAUAAAAUUGAAAAAUUAGAUUUGUUCGUCAAAAUUUGAUAUUAAAAUUCUCUUGUAAAAAAAAAUAUUACAUUAAACUCAAUUUUUUGUUUUUACCUCAAAGUAAGACUCAUAAUGAAUUUCCUCUUAAGUUUUCGAGCAUUUCUGUUCAAGUCUAACAAUUUUACCACAUAGUACCUACCCAAUAAAAGUUUCGUAUAAAACUCGCAAAAUUGAAAUACCUAUAAAUAGCUCAUAAAUGGCUUAAUUUUAUUUUGAAAAUUUGACCACGUCUAGAAAAGGUAAAUAUAAAUUGUUUUUCUCAAUUUUAAGUCCAUAGAAUCAAUAUGAAUAUUUUUAACUGAAUUUCAAUAAAAAUAUUUAAAUUUUUAUAAAAAGCUUAAAAAUGGCACAAAUGUUUCGAAAAUUUUAUCACGUUUAGAAAAGUAAAAUUUGAUUUUUCUAUCCAAAUUUCAAGUUUCUACAAAUAUUUUUAACUGAAUUAUACAACAAAUAACAAAUUUGAAAAAUAAUAAAAACAUUUUUUUUGUACAUUUCUCGUUUUUCUUACGUUUUAUCCUGGUUUUUCUAAGAUAUAAUGAAAACCGUUUGGAAAAUUAAAAAUUGAUCUUCAAAAUUACCAUCUAGACAACAUUGCCAUUCAAAAAUGGUACCGUGCGUAGAUAUCUGAAAAAGAUUUCUAGUCGAAUUUUUGUACACAGUAUAAAAAAAAAUAUAUAUAUGUAUAUAUUAAAUGUCCUAUUAAUUAAAAACUUACCAUUUAAAAAUAUGAUCGAUCAACGUAAUCUUAUUGUGUAAACACGAAUAAUUUAUAACAGAAUGUUAUAGGACUAUAAAUAAUUCAUUAACUACAACACCAUUAAAAGAAAUCAUGUAUCAAAUAAUAUAUCUGUUUAAACUAAAUAUGUUAAGGUACCUAUACAUAAUGGUAUGAAGUCAUAUUGUAAAACAUUUAAUUAUAAUUUAUAAUUAUUUUAAACUUUAAAAAAAGUCAAGCAAUGAUUUGCUUACAGAUAUAAAUGAAAUAACCUUAUGUAUCCUACCUUCCCAACUUCUCACCUACAACAGUGGCCGCUCUAAUGUUUAUAGUUAUAAUUAUUGAAAUAAAUAGAAUAUGUUAUACUAUAUUAUGGUUUUAGUGGCAUAAUAUGGUAUAAACAGACAAUGAUAAAUAAAUAUAUAUAUUUAUAUAUAUCAUGAUAAAUGUGUUUUAGAUUCUGAGUGGAGCGAAGAAACUUAUUGUUUUACAAUGAUGUUCAUUUUUUUUUUAUUUGUGCGCAACUUUUCGACCAAAUUUUAAUCCGAUUUUUAAGUGUAGCACCUUUUCUAAAAGAAAAUCGGACUUGGAAGGUGCUUUAAUGAGGUAAUAUUUCGAUUUUCCCAAGAGUUUUCCCUGAAAUUGUGAAAAACAUGGGAAAACCGAGAAAAACGGGAAAAUCUAUACAUUAAACAAAUAUUAUUAGAAUAAAGAAAAUAUAUAAUGUCUAUUUAAUUGUUUUACAGUAAUUUGACAUAUAUAUUAUGUUUUUAUUGUUGAUAAAGUAACACUAUCAACUGAACUCCGCUCGGAAAGUUCCUUUUAAAAAGGAAUUCGUUUGCAAAAAAGGAACUCGUUCCCGUUUCUCGUUCCUUAAAAAAAAGAACUCGUUGCUUACUUAAGCGUUUCUUCAUGAAUACCUAAUGCAGUUCAAAAUAACUUUUUUUGUAUUCUGAUUAUUAAAAUAUCAAUAACUACUUUGCUUUGAAACACCAAGUCGUAUAUCGACAAAAAAUCAGUAAGAAGAGUCUCAUCUAUUAGAUUCAAAACUUAAUAAGUGACAUUUUUUCCCCCAAAUGUGUUUUAGAACAAAUUUCAGAGAAGAACGAAAUAAUUAUAUUUUUACAACCUUUACGUUCCUAUUCCUAAAAAAUAAAGAAUUAAUUCACGUUACUAUUCCUUUAAAAAAUAAUGGAAUUAAUUUCUUCAUUCAUUCCUCUAAAAAUGAAUCAAUUUUAAGAAUCACUCCUUUAGGAUCGUGUUCCUUAACACCACAUAUUUGAAGAUCGAAUAAUAAUAAUCAUAUAUAAUAAUAACAAUAAUAAUAAUAAUAGUGAAAAACUAGAAAAAAAGUAUAGAACAGAUUAAAAAAUGUACGUUAGUAAAAGUUUCUUUAAUUUCGUUAUUUUCAAAUAUAGUUUUUUUUUUUUUAUGUAAUUUUGUUAAAAACAAUAUUAUUGUAAACAUUUGAAAUAUUCACAGAGUACAAUAUAAUAUAAUAUAAUAUAAAAUAUCAGAACCUAAGUACCUAUAUUGGACUUUUCUAGACGUGUUGCUACUUUUGAAACGACUUUUGAGCUAUUUGUAGACAUUUAAAAUGUUCUAGUUCUUUAUGAGUUCAUUUGGUAAGUAUUAUGUGGAUAAAAUUGUUUUAUCAAAUAGAAAUAAGUACUUGUUAGUUUAGCGUUUAAAAGCACGAACAAUUUUAAUUUAUUUCGAAGUUACAAAUUGACAAAAAUAUUUAAUUUGUGGUUACAUUAAAACAUUUUUUUAACAUAACAAAAAUGUUUUUUCUUUUGCAUUGAUUUAUUAUUGCACAUAAUAUAUAGGCAAAUUAAAAAAACCCGUUUUUACUGUUUCAACUAAACUAACCGAAACUACUUUUUUUUUUUUCAUUAAAUUUAUAUUUUCCAAAAUAAGUUUUUCAAUUUUUGCAUGAAAGAGUGCAGACAUUUCAUGCUUGUUGAACUCCAUUAUGAAAGGAUAAAAUAUCAGACUCAGGGACAAAGUGUAGGCAAACUAUUCAUAAUCUCACGGAGCAUUGAUAAGCAAUACUUAUACACCACUUUAUAUAAUAAUAAUUGUCGUCUUUUGCCGGGUCCACAAUAAGAUGACAGACAAUAUUAAAACAAAAUAGAAACUCGUGUUUUUGCAACAAAUGUUUAAAAUAAUUAUGUUUUUUCCAACAAAUUGUUCUUGUUUUUUUAAACAAAGUCAUAUCCCGAACGGUAUCAGUAAACAUCAAAAAGUUUGUCUUUUGUUUUUGUUUCGGCAAACAUUGUCGGACAGUGUUUGUCAACUAAACAUUACGUUUCUAAAAUUCUACCCCUAAAGGUUAUCUCGUACUGGAUUUGUUAGUGUGAUAAGAAAAUUAAAUGUUUUUAUAUUUUUGUUCUAUUUUUUGAUUUUGGAUUACCUCGUUGACACAGACGAAAUAAAGUGGAAGCCGCGUUAAAUUAAAUUACCUUUAAAGAUUUUGGAUAGUUUAAAAAUUUUACUUUUUUAGAAAAAGGGGUUAAUUAAAUGAACAACAUUGGACAACACCCAAUAGUGUAAUACAAAUACGAUUAAAAAUAUUCACACAGUAUUGCAAAACACGCAUAAUAUCAUAAUAGUAUUUAUAAUAAUAAACUGCCUCUACAGUGCGCAUGUUAUACUACAACAAACAAGCUAGUUGCUCGUGAAAUUAUGCAGUUUAAUGUUUGAAAACCAUGACCCAAAAAAUUGCAUUGCAUGCGUAUUUAUACGAAAAUUAAACACAUGGUUCCAGAAUUAUUUCGAACGCGAAUCGUUAAUUUUUCGUUAACCUUAUUAUGCUAUACAUACAGGACGAUUCUUUUAUCACAAUCCAUUGUAGUUAUUAUAGUCAUUACUAUUAUUAUCCUUAUACAAUCGAUCUGUUAGUUGUUAUUCUUAAAGCUACUCCCCUCCCGGUUUAUAAUUUAUAGCUCACAAACAGUAAAUCGAAUCCAUUAUGCACAUCGAUAUUUUUUAUUAAAUUAUUAUUUUUUCGAAUCGUUGCUAAAAAAGCGUGGGGGGGGGGUUAUUAUUUAAAACAUAAAAUUUAAACUAUUGUUAAAAUACAUUUAAAAACAGAUCUAUAAUUAUGAUUGAAAAAAAAUAAAAUAGAAAGGAAGUAAAAAAUAUCUUCCUGGAUCAAAAUGUUUUUAACUGAAUUCAAAACUCACGAUUUGAUCAUUUUUGUGUGGCACUAUUAAAGGUAUUCACUGUUGAAAUUUAUUGUUCUCCCGAAAAUCAAAUACCUAUUUAAACCUAAAUGAAGUGUUUUUUUUUUUGAAAUUUACUAAAUUACAACUGCGUUGAUAGUCUUAAAAUUAUUUAACUAAUACAAACGAUAUCAGGUGGAUUAAUAUAACAUAAGACACUUAAUAUCUCGAUAAGUAUUAACUUUUUCAACAUUUGUAUUUAGAAAAUUUAAGAAAUAAAUACCUCUAAAAUGUUACAUUACGGUUAUUUGCUGUCACCAUUAUUCUUGGAGAUAAUACCACUACCCACUUUUGAUUUUCAAACAAUAAACUUUAUUAAAUAAAUGAAGCUUUAGUUUAAAUACAUUUUUAAUUUCCUUUAGCCCAUUAACGAAAUAUUCCACUUUUAAUUUGGUUUAGUGGAGAGUAGUGGAGCAUAAUUUUUUUGGUGUGCCAAUGUGUUCAUGGCGUUUGAAUAGUGAUCAAUGUAUAGCAAACUUAAAAGUGGAAUAACUCGUCAACACGGGCUGGUGGAAAUUAAAAACUUUACUCCAAAAUGUAUUUAAAUUAUUGUAAUGAAUUAUGUAAAAUAGAUAAAUUGAUUACAUAAUUAAUAUUAAUAUUAUUAAUUAUUAAUAUUACAUAAAUUAAAAGUGGAAUAUUUCGUUAAUGGGCUAAAGGAAAUUAAAAAUGUAUUUAAACUAAAGCUUCAUUUAUUUAAUCAAUUUAUCUAUUUAUGAAUUUUUAAUAUAGUUUACUAUUUGAAAAUCAAAAAUGGGUAGUUGUUUCACCUCCAAAAAUAAGGCUAACAAAAAAUAAUGCUUAUGUAAAAUUUUAGAGCUACUUGUUUCUUAAAUAUUCUAAAAAACAAAUUUUAAUAGUAUGAUAAUGAUUUUCUUUCCUUAAGUUGAUCACUCUGUAUAUUUUUUCUAGUAAAACGUAAUUUAAUGCAAAGUUAAAAAUCUGGCAUAUUCGUGGAACAACUUUCUUAACUGUUCCGUAAGAAAAAUGCGAACAAAUAAUGGUAUACAUUUUCACUAAAAUCAUUAUUCUUAAACACGAAACGUGCAUAAGAUUAAAAUACAUUAAAAAAAAAUAUAUAAUAAUAAUAAUAAUUAUUAUUAUUAUUUUAAUACAUAUUCAAACGUAAUGAUUUAAAUACAUCGAAGUUUCGCAAUCUUACUUUAGGAUUUUAACCGGAAGACUUGCUUCAAUCAAAGACUUCACAAAAAAUGCUAUGUCGAAUUUUAAAUCUAGUUGGUACUUUAAAAAAGCUAUUUCUAUAAAUUCCUUGUAUUUUUUCUAAAAAUGAAGAAAAUCCAAACAUUUUGUAUCAAGAAAUCAGAAGCCGCUAGUCGUCGAGUGGUAUAUUCUGUCUCUGAACUCUUGGUAUUAUUUAUCCGAUAAUCUCCUUACAAAACCGAGUUCUGAAUUUUCCACUGUCUGCCGAGCCAGCGAUUUAAAUGCGGUCGUCGCGUUUCUUUUUGUGUAUAGGCCGGAGUGGAUGCAAACGUGGCGGACUUCAAAGGUUUGACGCCUUUGAUGACGGCCAGCAUGUUUGGUCAGACGUCUACGGCAAGCUUCCUGUUGGGAAUGGGCGCACAACACCAUCUGACCGACAUUAAUGGCGACUCUGCGUUGCAUUGGGCUUCGUACAAAGGGUACGCCGAUCUGGUGAAGCUGUUGGUGUACUCGGGCGCUGACCUAACCAAAGUUGACAAUUUCGGGUCCACGCCGCUUCACCUGGCCGCCUUGUCCGGCAACGCCAUGUGCGUGAAAACUCUCUGUCAAAACGUACGCGUAACGCAAAUAUUAUAUUUUAUAUGUAGACAUUUUUAUUAACAACGACUGUCAUUAUGUUUAUUUUCACCGUUCCAGGCUGAAGUAUCGUUGCAGCCCAAGGACAAAAACGGCAAAACCCCGUUGAGCCUGGCUGUCAACCAUAGAUACAAGGAAAUUGCUGGCGUGUUGAAUAGCGAGAUUAAGAAAAGAAAGAAAGUCAUAAUGCCUGGCGGCCUAAUCCAAACGGCACUGUAAGAAAAUAACCAUAUCGUUAUCUGUAACCGGGGCUGGGCAGAAAGCUGUUCAUACACAUAAUCUAUAAUAAUAUCGUCGUCGUCGGUUUUAAAAUACGAAAGAUAGGGAAAAUGCAAUUCAAUGGGAAAUAGGAUGGAAUGAAUUAUUAAAUUUGUAAGAGAGCGGUUACAAAUGAAACGACCUAUAGUCUACAGUGUCAGUAGCAAAUUGCAAUAACAAUAACUGAAAUCAUUUUUUCAAACGGCUACACGAUGGUCUACGAUUUCUAUAGUCUAUUUAAUGGUCCAAAAUGUUUAGAGUACCUAUACUAUUUUUAUUUUAGACUAAAGACUAGUUUAAAAUUAUACACAUUUUAGUGACGUAGCCAGGAUUUUGUAUUGUGGGGGGAGCUUAAUACAGUUUUGCUUGAAUCAUGGGCGUAUGUAAUAGGAGUUUGACCAUCAUAAAAUAUUUAUAUUUCUUGGUAUAAUAUCACUAUACUGUCAUACAGAAUACAGAGGUGUCCCUCUGACAGCUAUAUUCUUCUAGGAGAAUUUGAGAAAAGACAGUAGUGAUUACAUUAUUUUCAUUAAUGUUUUAUUUUUUUGUAUUGAUAUUAGCCAUGAAUAUUGAUUAAUUUAAAUUCUGAGUAAAGCAAAGAAGCUUAUGAUUUUACAAAGAUGUUUAUUUUAGAUUUUUUUUCUGCGGACAACUUUUCUACCAGAAGACUUACUCCGAUUUUUACAUGUAGCAACUUUUCUGAAAGAUAAUCGGUGUGGGGGAGGUACCUUAGAGAGAUCAUUUUUCGAUUUUCUUAAGUUUUCUUAUCAAAUGCGAAAAACCGAAAAAAAACAGAAAAAUGUAAAAAAUGUAGGUAUUAAUUAAAGAUAUUACGGCCUUUUUUUCUGUGGACAACUUAUCUACUAGCAAUUUUGCUCUAACUUUUAAUGAUAGCAAUUUUUAUAAAAGGAAAUUUCACUGAGGAGGUACUUUAGAGUGGUCGUUUUUCAAUUUCUCCGUAGUUUUCUUAGCAAAUGUAAAAAAUUGGGAAAAAACAUAGGAAAACCGGAGAAAUCGGUACAACAUUAAACAAAUAUUAUUAAAAAAAAUAUAUAUAUCCUACUCAAUUAUUUUACUAUAAUAUGGCAUAUAUAUUGUUGACAGAGCUUCACUAUCAACUGAACUCUGCUCAGAAUCGUUUUUUCGUAAGCAAUGGUUUAUCGUUGCUUACAGGUAUACAUUAAAUUACAUAUUGUUUUAAUAAUGAAUCAUUAAUAAUUAUUGAUAAUAAUUUAAUUAGCGAUAAUAUUGUGGACAUUUUUGACGUUGUACAAUGUACAUUAAAAUUUGUUACUACGAAAAUAGUAAGCAGACAAUUUUUGAAAAUAGAUGUAGAUCUUUUGUUUGACGACUAUGCAAGUCCUGAAACCAUUUGUACCUAUAACCGACGACGGCAACUUAUUCACUUAAUGCAUUAAAAAAAAUGUUGCACACAGCUAACAUUCACACGAUAUUUCUCGUCGAAACAAUAGACAAUAUACCACAAUAAUAUGAGGGCGACUUAAAUAAUUGUUUUCAGCAACGCGAUGUUUGGACGUUCGAUCUACUCCAAAGGACCUCUGUUGUUGUUUUUGUGCUCAUUUUUGAUGUGGUGGUAUCCACUUUACGUGUACAAGGUGAGUGAACGCAUUUUUUGCUGCCACGUCUUCGGGUCCUAACUAGAGAUAUUGCUUUUACCGGUAAAUUGUAUGUAAGUCAUAUUUUGAUAGUAAAUUUGUGUUUGUAUUUUUUUGAAUAUCAGCAAACUUGAUACAAAAAUAACCUAAUAAGAUCACAAACAAAUUUUUCAUUUUUUAUUUUCAUACCAAAAUGGUUGUUUUCCUAAUAAUGCUGGUGAGAAUCAUUAUACUUUUAUCACACUAUGAACAACUUUUGUCACUUUGUCACAGUGUUGCCAAGUUAAAUUUUAAAAUAUAAUUAUAAAAAAAAUUGUUGCACGAAAGAAUAAAAUUGAAAUAAGAAGAUCACUCGAUUUUCAGUUUGUAAAAAUAUUUACCUAGUAAAAAACCAUCGGAAAAUUUGCCGGGCCCACAUCUCUAGUCCUUACCCCGGUGUCCUUGUUUUUCUUUAUUGUAAUCUCAUCCACAAUCUCAGGUGAUACCCGCCACUUGGAACUUGACCAGAGGCUGCCACUACACGUAUAUGGCUUGGAACGUUUUCAUGUGGAUAUGCUGGAUAACUACCAAACACUCCGAUCCCGGAUACUUGCCGAUCAACUCCGGACGCUACAUUCGAAUCAUAAGACAGGUAAUCGUAUUGCACGAUAAUAUUAAACUGGUUAUUAACUUCAGCAGAUAUUGCCAAAAUUAUUAUUAAAAAAAAAAAAAACCAUACAAUUAUUAGACAGGUACAUUAUACAAUAUGAUAUAGGUGUGCCAUCUUAUUUAUUUCAAUGACGAAAAAUAUCACACAUUUAUCUGACAAUAUUCGUGGAAGAGAGUCGUAAAAAUCAUUAUAUUUUUUUUUAACAACAUGCAGAACGAUUAAUAAUAAUAGUAAUAUAACAAAGAGGUUCUACAGUUAUACCUACUAUAUUAGAUAAUAUAUUAUUACCUCAUAUCUGAUAAUCAUGAUUAUAAUAGGUAUAAGGAUUGAAUAACGGCCCGUGUUCCUGCAGUCACGACAUUGAAUUUUUGUUCGCUUUUCCCGAUUAAUGUUUAUUGUCUAAAUAUUGUUUCAAUAAUUCGUGGUUUUGUAUUUUUUUUUUUUUACCGUAAUAGUUGCCGACUUUUACGUGCGACAUGCGAACCAAAAAAGACAUACUGGCCAGGCUGUGUCACACGUGUCGUUGUGUAAGACCACCCCGGGUCAAACACUGUAGAAUGUGCAACAGGUGCGUCAAAGAAUUCGACCAUCAUUGUCAUUUCGUCAGCAACUGCAUCGGUAUAGGCAACAGGUGAAUAAUAAUAUAAUAAUAUCGCGGGGUUAGGAAUAAAAAUGCAAGUGACAAAACAACCAAAUAGUAAUAUAUAACACUCUAAAUAAAUACGGAGCGAUCGAUAUAACGUAGUACACUUAAUACUUAGGAAAGUAUAUGAACAUUUUUGAGAUUUUUUUUUUAAACUUAAGAAACAAUUUUAACGUUAAGUAAAGUUUAGUCAAGUUGAGUUUAAGUAAUAUCAAACAUAAUAAUAAUAAUAUGGUCAUUCAAAUUUCAUGAUCCAGUCAAAUUUGAUAUGAAAUACUUAAUUUUUCAACAAAUUACUUUUAUAAAAACUUUUUGGAAUUAUAUAUAUUCUAAAAUGUUACGUUGUCCUUAUUUUUUUUACCCUUAAAUGUAAGGGUGAAACGACUUCCUACUUUUGAUUUUCAAAAAGAAACUUAUAUUAAAAGUUCUAUAAAUAGACGGAGUAUUAAAUUAAUUUUUGUCUUGAAAUUACUGAUUUUCAUCAAUCUGUUAACGAGGUAUUCUAAUUUUAAUUUUGGAUAAGGAGAGAGUAGUAGAGUAUUAUUCAAAUGCCAUGUGCCGUGACACCACUCAAAAAUAAGGGUGGUAAAAACAAGGACAAUGCGAUAUUUUUUAAUAUAAUAUGAUUCCAAAAAGUUUUUUUAAUAUAAGUAUUUCUUUUUAAAUUUGACUACCUAUAUCAUGAAAUUUGAAUGGCCCUUUAUAUAUGCUUUUAAAAAUAUCAUUAUUUGUAAAAAGAGACGUGUCUAUACCGUUUCUAAUCAUUCAAGCAUAAAGGGUAAUUCUAGGGUAUGUCUUUUAUCAUGAUCCAUACUAUUUCUAUGAUCAAAGUAUUAUUUUUCUCUACUUCCUCGGUCUAAAUUCAAAACUGAAUUAGUCUCUUUAUUUUCGGGGUAAUAUUUGCCAAAAAAAAAAAAAAAAUUUUAUUUUAUUUUAUUUCUUCUCUCUUGUACAACUAAUAUUCUCAGAGAACUCUACGCUUACAAUAUAUAAAACCUUUAUCUAGCUAGUCCGUUUGGAUAUUUUUUUUAUCGACAGAUCGUGGUACUUCUGUUUUGUCAUCAGUCUGACUAUGAACUGCUCGUACGUUAUUUACAUGGUGAGCUGCACGUUAAACGUCGAAGGGUUUAACAUCCUGUACGUGUUGGCCCUUUUGCAAGCAAUCGCUUUUGGUAUCCUUAGCUUGGCCGUAACCGUGACCAUCGUAUGUAACACUCACACCCGUGUUGUGGUAACCGCUAUAUUAUAGUAUAAUAUAUUGACUCACGCAGUGUUUCGUUUCCAGUGUUCAAGUGUAUUACUAAACUUGACCAGAAACGAGUUGAUCAACUACAAAAAGUACGCGUACCUGAAGAAUGAAGAGGAUAAAUUCCACAAUCCGUUUUCCAGAGGAAUCGUAUUAAACGUUUUGGAGUUUUUUGGAUGCACGCGGACAAAAGUGGAGAAAAAUGAAGACGAAUUUUUUUGUUGCGAUUAAGAAGCAUUGUGAUGGAGGAAAUAAUUUAUUGUACUGCUAUCACAACUUUAUUAUUAUUUUUAGGUUUUUCGGCUAUAAACUAUUACUGACUGUAAACUAAACAAAGAAACGUAUAUGUCCGUAUUAUUUAUACAUAAACAUUAAAUCACAUUAUUCCCUAUUUAAUUUCUACACGUUUGUCGCAUAUAUUACGAAAUUAUUCAU